This is a messenger RNA of Malassezia restricta, 1215 nucleotides long. RefSeq names its product paxillin. The coding region runs from base 1 to 1215 and encodes 404 amino acids. NCBI's taxonomy places the organism in Eukaryota, Fungi, Basidiomycota, Malasseziomycetes, Malasseziales, Malasseziaceae. The record is from RefSeq and is a predicted model, not a curated record. The transcript has a single exon. Gene Ontology annotation, cellular component: Z disc; nucleus. Gene Ontology annotation, molecular function: transcription coregulator activity.
AUGUCAGUGACGCAGCGGCCGCUGCCUCAGCCGGCCGGCCAUGUCGUGGCCUCGCCCAGUGCGCAUGACCUAUUUCCGUAUGGCCUGUCGUCUCCGAUACGGCAUGGCAUGCCUGCGACGCCGCCUCGAUUCGAGACGCCACCGCCCACGGUGCCGCCCAAGCCGCUUUCGCCACAUACGUCGCCGUUCAAGACCCCACGGAAGCGGCCGCUACCGACGUCGCCCACGCGGCCCCUGCCGCGUCCAGGGGCGCGGCCGCUUCCUACGAUUCCUCUAGAUACCCCGCACAGGACCACGUCGCCGCUGCCGCCACCGCCGAGCAUGUCGCCUGCCGCGCCGAGCUCUCCUUCGAAGGCCGGGCUACCAGCUCGCGUGCCUUCCCCGCGCGGACCGCAGCCCGUACCUCGUGAGGCCGCGCCUGUGCCAGUCCCGCUGCUGAUGGUCGAUGGCGAGGUCAUGACGGACGACAUGAUGGAUCCGACGUCGUCUUCGGCGCCCAGUGUCGCCACCAGUGAUGGGGCGGUCGUGGCGCAGCAUGCCUCGAGCUCCUCGGCCGCUGAGCGAGAUGCGGCGAUGCCGCCCGUGCCGCCCGUGUCUCAGGGCGUUCAUGCCAUGUGCCACCGGUGCGGCCGCUGGAUCGGCGGGUACAUGGUGCAUGCGAUGGGCAAGGCAUGGCAUGCGCGGUGCUUUACGUGUGCGCACUGUGCGACGCCUCUGGAGCAUGUAUCGUUCUAUGAGCACGAGGGCGAGCCAUACUGCCACCUUGACUUUCACGAGCUGUUUUCGCGGCGGUGCUUCUACUGCCAGACGCCGAUUGUGGACGAGCGGUUCGUCACGGUCGAUGCCUUUGGCGAGCCACGGACGUACCACGAGGCGCACUUUUUCUGCGCGAACUGCGGCGAUCCGUUCGUCGAGCAAAAGGACGGCAACACGAGCGUGACGGAGCACAGUCGUCCGUUCUAUGUGCAUGGCCGACAUGCGUACUGCGAGGCGUGUCAUCGGCCGCGGUGCCAGGCGUGCAAGAAGGUCGUGGGCGACGAGCACAUACAGGCGCUGCGCGCCGUAUGGCAUCCCGAGUGCUUCGUGUGCACGCGGUGUGGUCGGCCCUGCCAGGGCGCGACGUUCGUCGCGCCGGACGGAUCGCCGUGUGACUUUGACUGCUACCAGGCGUGGAUCCGAGGCACGGCGAAGCGAUCGACUACCUUUUUAUCCUAG